AUGGAGAUUCCACCGGACGUUCCAUCCUGUGCACUGACGUGCCUGAUUUCAGCUGUCGGUAACUCGACAUGUUCCUUCAACGACCUCGACUGUGUCUGCGGCGAUGCCCAGCUCAAUGCGCAGUCAACAGCCUGUGUUCUCGGGUCCUGCACGGUUAUGGAGUCUCUGUCUGCGAAGAAUAUGACAUACACAUUAUGUGGAUGGCCAACCAGUGAUGAUACGCACGUUUUCCCCGUUACCAACAUUGUCGGUAUUGUUGUCGCCAUCAUCUCUGUCGCAUUGCGCUUGACGAGUCGUGCUCUGGACAAACGAUUGGGCUGGGAUGACUUGCUGAUCUUCAUUGCUCUGCUUUUUGCUGCCUCAAUUUCCGGCAUUGGACUUAAACUCAAGGAUACCGGUCUCGGCAAAGAUAUAUGGACCGUUCCGUUCGAGGAUAUCAGGCGAACACUCAAGCUGUUCUUUAUUGAGGAAGAGCUCUAUUGCAUAUGCAUUGCUCUUGUAAAAUGUUCUAUGCUGAUGCUCUAUCUUCGUCUCUUUCCGAACAGGGGCUUACGCAUUGCUGUUUUCGUCACUCUUACCUGUACCCUCUUGUGGGGCGUUGGAGCAUUUUUCGUCUUACUCUUUUCUUGCCGCCCAAUAUCUCACUAUUGGAACUCAUGGGAUGGGGAGCAUAAAGGUAGUUGUCUCAGUCAUAACGAUAUCCUUCUCGCACAUUCUACCAUCAACAUCAUUCUUGACGUUGCUAUCACUAUCAUACCUAUGCCGAUUGUGCUUAAGCUCCACAUGCCGGUUGGGAAACGUCUUGCGGUAUUGUUCAUGUUUGGCGUAGGCUUAGCGGUCACCAUUAUCAGUAUAAUGCGGCUCGUGGAAACAGUGGGAUUCAACAGCACACAAAACCCAACAAAGGAUUUCGUCCCGGUGGGAAUAUGGAGUCUUUUGGAGUUCGAUGUGGCCAUCCUAUGUGCCUGCAUGCCAGCCAUGAGAACAUUAUUUAUUCGCCUCGUCACGAAGCCAACUGACACCUAUGCUUACGGCUCAAAUCGGUACAAUUACAAGGUCAGCGGUGCUUCUGUUUCCCAAACUGCAAACAGCUCCCGUGCCCGGCAGUCGCAACACAUAUCUUCAAAAGCGCUCCCGUCCACUGUAACCACGGUCGAAGGCGUCCGACUAGAGCAGGAGUUUAUUCGGCUCGAGGAAGUCGAGACCGAAUCGGGAUCUCUUAAGCAAGACACUCAUAACUCUUACGAAGACCCGAGGACUCGCUCAGCGGCUCAUUUAGUCCGCAAGGAGAGUUCUUGA
This is a messenger RNA of Aspergillus nidulans FGSC A4, 1299 nucleotides long. RefSeq names its product CFEM domain-containing protein. Gene Ontology annotation, cellular component: membrane; extracellular region. The transcript has 8 exons. The coding region runs from base 1 to 1299 and encodes 432 amino acids. Gene Ontology annotation, molecular function: metal ion binding. NCBI's taxonomy places the organism in Eukaryota, Fungi, Ascomycota, Eurotiomycetes, Eurotiales, Aspergillaceae. The record is from RefSeq and is a predicted model, not a curated record.